Uloborus diversus is the source of this 498-nucleotide messenger RNA. RefSeq names its product 60S ribosomal protein L44. Gene Ontology annotation, cellular component: ribosome; cytosolic large ribosomal subunit. Gene Ontology annotation, biological process: translation. NCBI's taxonomy places the organism in Eukaryota, Metazoa, Arthropoda, Arachnida, Araneae, Uloboridae. The transcript has 5 exons. The coding region runs from base 128 to 445 and encodes 105 amino acids. Gene Ontology annotation, molecular function: structural constituent of ribosome. The record is from RefSeq and is a predicted model, not a curated record.
GGAAAAGUUUUUUUCUUUUGGUUUUUUAAACUCCUCUUUGUCGCAAAAACAGCGUGAGUGGCAACAACCUGAAAAUUCAUUGCGAAUUGGCGUUUCGAAGGAAACGAAAUAAAGUUAACAAAUUAAAAUGGUGAACGUACCCAAGACGAGACGUACCUUUUGCAAAGGUAAAUGCAAGAAACACACUUUGCACAAAGUAACACAAUAUAAGAAAGGAAAAGACUCCGUUUGGGCUCAAGGUAAGAGGAGAUACGACCGAAAACAGCAAGGUUAUGGAGGUCAGACGAAGCCUAUUUUCAGAAAAAAGGCCAAAACCACCAAAAAGAUCGUGUUGAGGAUGGAGUGUUCAGAAUGCAAGUAUAGGAAGCAGCUGCCAAUCAAGAGGUGCAAACAUUUUGAAAUUGGUGGUGAUAAGAAGAGGAAGGGACAAAUGAUCCAGUUUUAAAUUUCCUUCUGUGUCUGUACAGUUUUGUGGAAAUAAACUAUUGUAAAAAUCUC